Molecule: messenger RNA, 744 nt
Organism: Kwoniella shivajii
Lineage: Eukaryota; Fungi; Basidiomycota; Tremellomycetes; Tremellales; Cryptococcaceae
Product: NAD(P)H-hydrate epimerase
Exons: 6
Coding region: 1-744 (247 amino acids)
Cellular component (GO): mitochondrion
Molecular function (GO): NAD(P)HX epimerase activity
Source: RefSeq, a predicted model, not a curated record
AUGUCAAUCCGAUAUAUAAGUCAGAAACUUGCUCAGCAGAUCGAUGAAGAGCUCAUGUCUGCCUCUGGAGCCUUCUCCUUAGAUCAAUUAAUGGAAUUAGCAGGAUUAUCAUGUGCUCAAGCUUUAUCCAAGAGUUAUCCAGCAUCGACACACAAGAGAGUAAUGGUAGCUUGUGGACCUGGUAAUCAGGGAGGAGACGGUCUAGUGGCCGCAAGGCAUUUACAUCAUUUCAAAUAUAAACCAACGGUUUAUCUACCUAAACCAGGAUCGAAAGAUAUUUACCAGAGAUUACUUAAACAAUGUGAAAAUCUGAAUAUCCCUAUAUUGAAAGAUGUCGAAGAGUUCAAAGAGGGUUUGAAGGAUACUGAUGUCGUCUUGGACGCAAUCUUUGGCUUCUCAUUCGCACCACCUCUACGAGCACCUUUUGACCAAGUCCUCAAUUGUCUCAACUCAAUAUCCAUCCCGAUCGUAUCAGUCGAUAUCCCAUCAGGAUGGUCAGUGACAGAUGGACCUCAACCUCUAUACACACAAAAAGACGAUCAAGGAAAUUCGGAAUCAAUCAAAACGUUCACCCCGGAAGUAUUGGUCAGUCUGACAGCUCCGAAAGAAGGUGUGAAAGGUUUUAAAGGUAAACAUUGGCUAGGAGGUAGAUUCAUUCCUGAUGAAUUAGCUCAGAAAUACCAAUUGAAUUUACCUGACUACCAAGGUGUUGAUCAAGUGGUCGAAUUGCCACAAAGAGAUUGA